Messenger RNA from Acanthosepion pharaonis, 594 nucleotides. NCBI's taxonomy places the organism in Eukaryota, Metazoa, Mollusca, Cephalopoda, Sepiida, Sepiidae. The record is from the annotation of a GenBank genome assembly.
AUGUCAGUCUGUGCAUAUCUAUCUAUCUAUCUAUCUAUCUAUCUAUCUAUCUUAGCCUGUUCAUAUCUAUGUCAGUCUGUUCAUAUCUAUCUAUCUAUCUCAACCAUUCAGGUGUAUUUGGUAGUCUGGAACAAGGCCGGAGUUUUUCUGCAGAAGCUGCAGGGGGUUUGGCAAAGCGGGAUUGAAACAACUGGUAUGUGUCUCUCUCUCAACCUGCAAUUCGGGCUGUUUGGUUCCUUCUCCCAAUGCCUCGCUCGUCUAUAUUUAUGGACCUUCGUGCAAACCCGAUACACGUAUCAUUCGUUCAUCUAUCUAUCUAUCUAUCUAUCUAUCUAUCUAUCUAUCUUCUCUUUUUCUCUCUCUAGCUAUCAACCAAUCUUUCCUUCCCGCUUUUUAAGGGAAAGGAAGAUAGAGAUUUUCUUCAUCUUCCUUUCCCUCUAUCUAUCUAUCUAUCUAUCUAUCUAUCUAUCUAUCUAUCUCCCCUUCCUGUCUCUCUCGGCGUCUAUCUUAUUUUUUCUCGUUCUGCUAUCUAUCUAUCUAUCUAUCUAUCUAUCUAUCUAUCUAUCUAUCCCUUUUCUUCCCUUUUCUCUCUAG